GAGAGAAGGUGCAGUCAGUCAGUCAGGCAGAGAAACGUGCGGAGGUGGAAGCCACAACGGGAGCGCCUACCCUCGCAGUCCGCCCCUCGACCUCGGAGCCGCAGCCCGCGAGGAGCGUUCACAAUCACACCGGCCACCGCGGACCCUAGCGCUUUAGCCUUAUCCGUCCGAGCGCGCGCCCGAUGCAGACGGAGGCGCGCGUGGGCGUCGUCGUCGACGGCGGCGCCGCCGUGGGCCGGUGCCAGGAGCAGCGCCACAUCGGCACGGCGGCGCACCUCGCCGCCGGAGGCUUCGCGGGCGCCGUCAGCAAGACGUGCACCGCCCCCCUCGCGCGGCUCACCAUCCUCUUCCAGGUAGCUGGUAUGCAUUCAGAUGUUGCGACUCUAAGGAAGUGUAGCAUAUGGCAUGAGGCUUCACGAAUUUUUCGAGAAGAAGGGAUUGAAGCCUUUUGGAAAGGAAAUCUAGUGACAAUUGUACAUCGCUUGCCUUAUUCUGCCAUCAGCUUCUAUUCGUAUGAGCGCUACAAAAAUCUUCUCCAAACGGUUCCUGGCCUGGAUAGAGACUCAAAUAAUGUUGGUGUUGUACGUUUGCUUGGUGGUGGUUUGGCGGGAAUAACUGCUGCAUCUUUAACUUACCCGUUGGAUGUUGUUCGUACUCGCUUGGCGACGCAGAAAACCACUAGGUAUUACAAGGGCAUCUUCCAUGCGGUGUCCACAAUUUGUAGAGACGAGGGUGUCAAAGGAUUGUAUAAAGGCCUUGGGGCCACGUUAUUGGGAGUUGGACCUAGUAUAGCAAUCAGCUUUUCUGUCUAUGAAUCACUAAGGUCUUAUUGGCAAAUGGAAAGGCCCCAUGAUUCAACUGCAGUUGUUAGCUUGUUUUCUGGGAGUCUAUCUGGUAUUGCAUCAUCUACAGCCACAUUUCCCCUUGAUCUUGUAAAGCGACGGAUGCAACUUCAAGGAGCAGCUGGGACAGCGUCCGUCCAGAAAUCAACCAUAUCUGGAACUGUCCGUGAUAUCUUGCAGAGAGAAGGUCUCCGUGGCUUCUACAGAGGUAUCGCCCCUGAGUACCUCAAGGUCGUUCCUAGUGUUGGAAUCGCCUUCAUGACAUACGAGACACUGAAGGGCUUGCUCUCCAGCAUUGACAUAGACGAUGAGAGCUGAGGUUUCCCAUUAUACGAAGAGGUUAAACUUCACCGGAUUUUUUGGCCAUAGGUUACCAUCAGAAUGUAUGUAAGUGCAUCAGAGUGGUUACACGAACGGCAUUGUGGCAGUUUUGUAGUUGACGGUAGGUCAAAGCUUACCUGAGGUGUACAACUAGUCUUGUGUUGUACCAUAGGCUAAACAGAGCAAAUAAGCACUUCAUGAUGGAGUCUUCAUCUUGUGUUCCUUUGUACAUUAUGCUCCAUCAAGGAAGAGCAAAAAAAAAAAAAAAAAAAAGAAGAGGAAGAAGGUGAAAGUCAAUGAUUUUAUAGGU
Zea mays is the source of this 1473-nucleotide messenger RNA. RefSeq lists its product as uncharacterized. The transcript has 7 exons. Lineage: Eukaryota; Viridiplantae; Streptophyta; Magnoliopsida; Poales; Poaceae. The record is from RefSeq and is marked validated. Gene Ontology annotation, biological process: transmembrane transport. The coding region runs from base 183 to 1160 and encodes 325 amino acids.